This is a messenger RNA of Nomia melanderi (Alkali bee), 4566 nucleotides long. RefSeq names its product yemanuclein (gene yem). Gene Ontology annotation, cellular component: nucleus. The record is from RefSeq and is a predicted model, not a curated record. NCBI's taxonomy places the organism in Eukaryota, Metazoa, Arthropoda, Insecta, Hymenoptera, Halictidae. Gene Ontology annotation, biological process: chromatin organization.
GCGUGAGGGGAGUAAAGUUAGACACCUCUGCCACUAUCUAUUCUCGGUUAACACGUUCGCGGACAGUAGAAAUCUCAAUACAUCGGAAAAAUAGGAAAAAUAUAAAUGCCGUACUCCGAAAGUUAAAGUGAAUAAUAAUUAGAAAAAUUUAAUGGUACAUAGAAUGAAAUUCACGACAAUGUGGCUUCUAAAUUUGAAUGUUCUGGCAUUCACGUGAUUUUGUAUGGCAAUGAAGAUGAAUGCUAUAGCAUUCACGUCGACGAACGUGUUAAGGCUGUUCUCAACGGAAAUAUCACCAGGCGUUGCGAACGUAACCGAGGAUUAUUUGAACAGUGGAAACGCAUGCGUUGAGUAUAUUCCGUGGCGGCGGCAUCAACAGCGCGCUCUAAAAACAGUCGAGCCGAAGAUGGCGACGUGCGAGUGGCGGUGUCGGUUCGGUAUUUAAGAGAAAGGACCAUGUUGUUGCUGCAGUGUUCGCAGUCUUUCCGUGAUUCGCGUUGAGUUCGUGCAAAUGUAGGAAUGUCAGAGGCUAAACGGGUACCUUUGCAGACCUUGGAGUUUCCGGAGUCCUUGGGCUACGCCGCGAAGAACGAGAAAAAGGGGGAAAAGGGCAAACAGCUCGCGCCCUCCUUCCGCUUCGUACUCACCCUGCCAGAGUCGAACGAGAAGGCAUGUCCUGAGUUCAACUAUGCACAGCUCCUCAAAGCAGAAGAGAAAAAACGUAGGAAAGAUGUUAAACAAGAAAAUACAAGCAACGGUCUCCCGUUCGACGACGACGGUGAUGACGAUGAAAAAAUUCGCGACAUGGCAAGGCGAUUUGAAGCGAAAUAUGGAACUUCAACUACAGGAAGGAAGAAGAAAAAGUACGAUGAUUAUGUGGAUCUGGGUGCAGGAUACGAUGAGAAUGAUUCUUUCAUCGAUAAUACUGAUGCUUACGAUGAAAUUGUACCGGAAGAGAUGACUACAGCUCAUGGAGGUUUUUAUAUCAACUGCGGACCACUUGAAUUUAAGUCAGCGGAUCACCACACCUUGGUUCACAACAAUAACAACAACAACAAUAAUAACAAUAGUAAUGAUGAAGAAAGUAGUGAAAGCAGCGAAGAAGAUACAGAAGAUGUGGAUAGUCCAAAGAGAUCGGACAAACGAAAUCAUAGUUCAUCGGAUGAAGAAGAAGCUGAGGAUAUUACUGGUGAUCAACCAAGAAAGAAACAAAAGGUAGAUGAAAAUGGUGAAAAGAAGUCUGCCCAGGAAAAUAUUGUCAAAAAGAAAAAGAAACAGCAAAAUUUACCAGAACAACAAAAUUCUCAGCAAGAUGGGGAUACUUUAAAUAAACGAAAAGAAAAAGGGGAGACUACGGAUGCUGAAGGUUCAGAAGAUCAAGAAGAAAAGAAAAAGUCUGACAACAAAGUGACUGAUUUACAAAAAAGUAAAAAUAAUACAUCGGAUAAAAAAUUUGAUAUAAAAAAAUUUGAAAAGAAGGCAGCUAAUACAAAUGGCUUUGAUGGGAAGAAGUCGGAUCUAACAAAGUUAAGCGGCAAAGAUAGUAAUAUUGAUGACGCGAUAGAGAGUGUAGUUAAUGCUGCGAGGGUUGAGGACGAAUCGAGUGGUGAUACUACCGAUUCUGGCAAAUCCCGAUGUAUAGGUACGGAAUCGGAGUGCGACGAUAUCGAUAAAGAAACACCUUUACCUGACUCCCUUCCAGAGAAUGUUGUAGAAAUAGUAAAUAAAUUAAAGGCACAAGCUGAAAAUAGCAAAGAAAGAAAGACUAAAUUUUUCAAUUCGACAGUAACUACGUUAUUGUUAAGUUUAGAGAAAAGGUUAAGAGCUCUUUCUUCCCCGAGUCUAAGGUUAGAAACAUAUGGACACCUCGCGCGAUUCUUACCGUGUAGUAAAAUGGCACUACAAAAUAGAGCAAAGAAAUUGUAUGUAGAAGAUGUUGAAUGCAGUGUCGGUGAACUUGUACGAAGGUUAAAAGACGUUAUUAAUAAAAUAAUGCCAUCCGUGGUGUGCAAAUAUCUUGAUGAGUGUCAAAAGGUUGCUGAAGGAAAUCCUCAUUUAUACUGGGAUAUAUACCGGUACUGUUGGGAAAUGGACGGAUCACCCGCCGACGCUGAGAGUUCCGACGAAGAAGACAAUUGCGAGAACUUAGAUAAAGCUAAAAUUCCGAAAAAGUCUUUCCCCUGGACGGAGGAAGCAAAGAAACUUGUUUAUGAAAUCGCGAAUGCACAAAGGCAAAUUUAUAAUGUUUUAAGACCGAGGAAAUUAAGCAUGUAUAGUUUUGUUGGAUCAUUCUUGUUGCGAACUGUAUUACCCUUAUGGCCGAGAGGAUACAUGACGCCAGCGACUUUGUUAAAGUUUGUUGACGAUUCUGAGCCUGUCACAAAGAAGAAACAGAAGAAACUGAAAGAUGUUGGCAACGGCAGCACUACAACUGCGGCUGGAAAUGCAGUGUAUAAUUCAGUUGGAAAAGUGGAAGCGAAUAGUAUCCUUUCUCAAGAGAGGGAAAAAUUAUCAGUGAGUGUGGCGAAAGGUCAAAUUCCCGGGGACGGUUCCGCCAACUAUGUGAAACAAGGGACUGUUAAAUUAAACGAUAAUAUCGAGAAGAAACAGCAGAGUGUGAAACACAAGGAGAAGAGUAAAGAGAUAAUUAAUUCGGGGCAGCAACACGAAGGUUUGACAGUUGCUACCAAUAAUUCCACUGUGGGUAAAAUCUCUGUCGUGCCUACAGCUCAAUUGAUGGCUUUAAAGCCGGUUAAAUGUCAUGUAGAGAAGAUUAAUUUGAUGGAGUUAGGUAAUAGUUCACUUUCUAUCACACCUGUUAGCGAGUUCCAUAAGUCAUCCACAAAAGUGAAUGAGAAUAAGAAAGAUGUAGUUUCUAUUACGGCUUAUCCUGAAACGUCGAACGUUCUUCCAAAUACAAAUGAAGUGCCUCAGAGUGGACAUCAUUCCGUACACAGACAAGAUGCUUCAUACUCGUGUUCACAGCCUCAGCAUUCUAAUUAUUCAACGUCGAAUCAAACAUCCCCCCAUUCGAAGUCUGUAUCUCUGAAGCACAGGUUGCUGCAUGAGAAUACCGAAACCAACAAGAACGAUAAGAAACCGGACGAGAAAGACGCCGAUGCGAUUAAUAAGACUGAAAAGAGGGAUAAGAAGCGGGAACGGGGCGUGGAGGUUAAGCACAAAUCAAAUGACGUUAAGAGACGAAAGAAGGAUGCGAAGGUAGUGGAAAAGCAAAUAGGGCAUAUUAGUGCAGACGUAGUGCCUAUGCAACAGCAGCAACCGUCUCUCUCGAAGGAGGAGCAGGAGCAAAGACAAAACGAGGAGACGAUCGCUGCUACCAAUUACUUGAGUCAGAUGAUCAUUAACGAUGAUGCGACCCCCAGAGGUGUGACGGACAAACGGAAAGACGGUACUCUUCUUUUAGACGAGCCUGUAAGUAACACUGUACAGCCAACGGAACAAGAGAAAGACGUUCAAAUGGUUAUGAGAUCUUUAAAAGAGCUCCAAGAGUUGCAAGAAAUGAAAUACUCGCCGAGCAAUUCUCCGGUCGGCACCAACAUCCAGAAACCUAUCAAGUCGAAUGCGCAAUGUACUUCUUACCAGGACGACUACUCACGACUGUAUCUUAAAAAGGACGUGAAAAUGAAGUCUAAAGAAGAUUCACAAUGGUAGUAGUAAUAUCAACAGAUACCAUGCACCGUAGACGCAAAUUACAUUUGAACAGAACUAAGGAAAGCCAGUGGUCAGAUAAUAAUUUUCAUAGAGAUCUAUAAAAGGCGGACGUUUCAGUAAAUCUACAUUAUUUUUUAUGGAGACAAAUGAGCGUGGAACUGAUCAGAACUUCUUCCAUUACUACAAUGCCGCGUCACUGUUGAUGACCAAGAGGGAUAAAGAAAGAAAGAAAGAAAGAAAGAAAGAGAGAAAAAAAAGAAGUAAAAUGAAAUAUAAAAUAGAAACCGCAAAGCAGCUGGUAAAUAGUGUGCCGCGAUCAUAUUGUAUCGCAUACGAUUUUUAAGUAUUUUAACGAACCCGCCAAAUUCUGUAAAUAUAUAUUGAAUUCUUUCGUAGUUAUUUGAAGAGAAACGAUAAAAGAAAAAAAUGAAUGAAAAAUGCGCGUGUACAGAGUAAGUAUAAAUUAUGGAAGUAUGUUAAUCGUAUAGGCACUUGUAAAUAAGUUAUCGUCCGUUCAUCGCCGUGAAUGGAGUUGGUCUCUGUUGAAGAUCUGAGUUUCUUUAUUUUCAAAAAUCCGAGAUAGCGAGUCCGUUGCCCGACAACCAUAGAAAAUGCGAGUCUACCAGCGACUGGAACAGAGUUUGUUUUCGGUACACCGCGGGUUCGCGCCAGCUCGUUGCUCGUAUCGUUUCUUUCACUGUGAAACUUACUUGUAAAGCGCUUCUUUUUUAUUUUCACGUACGUACUGCCACGGUAUGGGAGGGGUGCGCUAAACCUUUGUUACGUAGUAUACGUAUAGUUUCCGUAGAUUCCAAUAACACGUAGCCACCCUGAGUCAUCGAGCGAGAGAGAGAGAGAGAGAGAGAGAGAGAAAGAGAGAAAAAGAGAGAAAAA